AUGCAACGAUUAUUUGCAUUUCUUGUCGUCGUUUUCAUUACUAAAAGUAAUGAUGUUUCGGGUGAUUUUCGUCCUCCAGCUGUACCAUUAAUCGUAUUUAGUCCUCAUAUAUCAGUUUGGUCUUGUUCGGACAAUCUUACCGAUUCUGAUACUGUUCAUUGGAGUGGAUCACCUCUUGCAUUUUAUGGUUUAAUUGAUAUUGAUAAUUCUCAAACAUAUCGGUUUCUUGGUACUCAACCAUCAAAUAUUCCACCUUUAAUACAAAAUAAUGUUGUUGUACAACCAUGGCGUACAAUUUAUAAAUUUUCUACACCAACAAAUACAAUUGAACUUAUCGUAUCAUUUAGUCAACCAACAUCAAUUGAAGAUCCUUAUACUUAUAUAACAUUUGAUGUUCGUACACUUGAUCAAAAAACUCAUAAUGUUCGAAUUUAUUUUGAAGAAAGUUCAAGAUUAAGUAUUAAUGAUAAAAAUGAAAAAAUUUCUUGGAAUCGAAUCGAUGGUGAUAUAACUAUAUUAACUAUGAAUAGUUAUAAUCAAAUUCCAUUUGGUAUACGUGGUGAUGCAACAAGAAAUAAUUGGGGUUAUGCUCAUUUAAUAAGUUCAAAUAAAAAUACAACAAAUGGUUAUCAAGGUUUUGGUGAUAAUCUUCGUCAAGCAUUUGUUAAUCAUCAAAUAAUGCCAAAUGAUGAUACACGAAAACCACGUCAUGCUGAUGAUCAAUCACCUUCAUCAGUAUUUAUAAUUAAUUUAAAUCAAGUUACAUCAACAACAAUUUCAUCAUAUUUAAUAUUUCUUUAUGAUGAUCUUUAUUCAAUGUUAUAUUUUGAAGAUUGGCAAAUACCAUGUUGGCGUAUUGAACUUAAUAAUAAUGUAACAUUACUUAUAAAUGAAGCUGUUUCAUAUUAUCAAUCAAAUAUGGCUGAUAUUACAGAUUCAAAUGAAUUAUUAAUAACAUUAUUAACAAAUACAGGUGGUACACAAUAUUCAUUACUUGCUUCACUUGUAACACGACAAAUAACAGGUGCAUUAACACGUACAUGGUCAAAUAAAUAUAAUCGUCCACAAUUAUAUAUGAAGGAAAUUUCAUCUGCUGGUGAUAUUAGUACAGUCGAUGUUAUUUUUCCUUCAUCACCAUUUUUUCUUUGGUUACAUCCAGAAAUCUUACGUGAUAUGCUUAUACCAGUACUUGCUUAUGCUAAUAAUGAAACAACUAUUGAUUAUAAUCUAUCAUGGGCACCUCAUCAUUUAGGAACAUGGCCAGUUUGUGAUAUUUUACCUGAUGAACAAGAACAAAUGCCUAUGGAAGAAUCAGCAAAUAUGUUAUUAAUGCUUGCUGGUAUUGUACAAAGACUUGCAAAGACUGAUUUUCUUCAACCUUAUUGGAAUGUUAUGGAAAUUUGGGCACAAUAUCUUAAUAGUACAUUACCAGAUCCAGGAAAUCAACUUUGUACAGAUGAUUUUGAAGGACCAUCACCACAUAAUUGUAAUUUAGCAUUGAAAGGUAUUUUAGGUUUAGGUGCUUAUGCAAUUCUUUUGAAUUCUACUGGUCAAACACAACGUGCUACGAUAUAUAUGAAUCAGGCACAAGAACAUGCAAAUUAUUGGAUGCAAGCUGCACGUGAUGAUGAAAAUUAUCGUCUUCAAUAUGAUCUACCAAAUACUUGGUCACAAAAAUAUAAUCUUAUCUAUCAAUCAAUUUUAUCAUUAAAUUUAUUUCCAUCUGAUGUUGCUAAACUUGAAUCAAAUUAUUAUGCAACAAAAAUGCUUGAUUUUGGUAUUCCACUUGAUUCUCGUUCGAAAUUAACGAAGACUGAUUGGACAUCAUGGAUAGCUGCAUUUAGUAAUGAUCAACAACAAGAAAAUGAAAUUUUUAGUAAAAUAUAUAAAUUUGCUAAUGAAUCACCAGAUCGUAUACCAUUUAGUGAUUUUUAUAAUGCAUCUAAUGGUCAUGUAUUAGGUUUUCGUGCACGACCAGUUAUGGGUGGAUUAUUUAUUCGAGCAUUAUUAGAAAGUCCACUUAUAGAAAAUAUUUAUAUUCAACCGACAAAACCUUCACAACGUCGUGGACGAGUAAACAAAUGUGAACUAUUAUAA
This is a messenger RNA of Rotaria sordida, 2097 nucleotides long. NCBI's taxonomy places the organism in Eukaryota, Metazoa, Rotifera, Eurotatoria, Philodinida, Philodinidae. The record is from the annotation of a GenBank genome assembly.